AGACGCAACUUUAUUCCCACAACAGCGCAUCACUGAUUACAUAUCUUAUAUAAUAAAGAUAAUUGAUAUGAAGAAACAUAAAACUGACCUAUAUAAGGAGUCACAGAGAAUAUUGCGACGCAUUACAUUGAAUAUACAGAAACACUGACCGAGUUGUGAAGCAAGUUAAAGUUGCAAUUGUUAAAGUUGUAAAUAUGGUAAACUCAAGAGAUUAUGCUUCAUCUGACAAUAUUCAAAGAUACAAUGUAUCACGUUUAAUCGAUAAAUUUGCUGAUGAUUUAAAGAAAAUCUCCGGAAAAUGUAUGGAUAUCGGUUGUGGACCGGGAGAUGUAACGAAUGAUAUUCUUUUGUCAUCUCUUGACCCAAAUGCAGUAAUAAUUGGUACGGAUAUUUUACAAAGCAUGAUCGAAUAUGCAAAUAUGACGUACAGUGACGAGAAACGACUUGGAUUCGAAGUAUUAGAUAUCCAAACUAAAAAUUUGCCUGAGAAAUAUGUAUUGGAAUUUAACCACAUUUUUUCAUUUCACACUUUGCAUUGGUGCAAAGACAUUCGACAAGCGUUUGAAAACAUUUAUCGCAUGCUUCGACCUGGUGGAACUAUGGUUACAUUAUUUGUAGCAUCUUAUGAUGCAUAUAAUGUUUUUGAACUAAUGGCACAAGAUAAUCACUUUGCAUCGUACAAGGAAGUAAUUAUUAUAUAUAAUGUAUUUGUUUCUAAUUUUUUAACUACAAGUUGCUAAUUAUUAUUUUUACGUAGGACGUAAAAACAAAUGUGGAUAUGGACAUUAUCCCAGCUGUUAAAGUAAUCAAUAAUUAAAAUUAAAAUUUUUAAUGUAUUAAUAUAUUAAUAAUGCAAAAGAUUUAUAACACGGAUAAUAAUUAUGCAAAAAAUUUAUAAUUUUAAUAAGUUCUUAAUAAGACUUACAUAAAAACUUGUUUGAAUCUUUAGCGAAAAAUGUCGCUUCUCGAUGACUGCAAUGGCAAACUUCAAAUCUAAUAUUUUUAAGUAACUCUUUUACUCCUUCGCGAAGAUUUUUUGAAUAAAAAUACGGUGAAAUGUACCUUUUUACGUAGUUCUUUUUACGUAAAAAUUUUUUUUAAUAAGUUCUUAAUAUGACUUACAUAAAAACUUGUUUGAAUCUUUAGCGGAAAAUGUCGCUUCUCGAUGACU
Molecule: messenger RNA, 1171 nt
Organism: Linepithema humile (Argentine ant)
Lineage: Eukaryota; Metazoa; Arthropoda; Insecta; Hymenoptera; Formicidae
Source: RefSeq, a predicted model, not a curated record